Molecule: messenger RNA, 1654 nt
Organism: Vicia villosa (hairy vetch)
Lineage: Eukaryota; Viridiplantae; Streptophyta; Magnoliopsida; Fabales; Fabaceae
Product: pentatricopeptide repeat-containing protein At1g62930, chloroplastic-like
Exons: 1
Coding region: 1-1326 (441 amino acids)
Molecular function (GO): protein binding
Source: RefSeq, a predicted model, not a curated record
AUGAAAAGCAGGCAUGAAAUUAAAAAGGUAGCUAACAUCCUCAAGCUAGGUUUUCACCCUGAUACAAUAACAAUUAAUACACUUAUCAGAGGUCUCUGUAACAGUGGCAAGAUUAACAAAGCACUUCACUUUCACGACGAUGUUAUAGCCAACGGGUUUCAACUUGAUCAUGUUAGUUAUGGGACGUUGAUCGACGGUUUAUGUAAAAUAGGAGAAACAAAAGCUGCUUUGCAAGUUCUUAAGAAGAUUGAAGGGUCGUCGGUUAAGUCUGACGUGAUAAUGUACAGCACAAUCAUUGAUAGUUUCGGAAAGGAUAAACUUGUGAAUGAUGCUUUUGAUUUAUAUUCUGAAAUGAUUGUCAAAGGAAUUUCUCCUAAUGUUAUCACUUAUAAUACUUUAGUGAAUACCCUCUGCAUUGUCGGUCAAUUGAAAGAAGCAGUUGGUUUGUUAAAUGAAAUGUCCUUGAAAAGUAUUAGCCCGAAUGUUCGUACUUUUAAUACACUUAUUGAUGGUUUUUGUAAGGAAGGAGAGGUGGAAAAAAACAGAAGUGUGGUGGCUGUUAUGAUUAAACAAGGCGUAAAACCUAAUGUUAUUACUUAUAAUUCUUUGAUGGAUGGAUAUUUCUUGGUUAAAGAAGUGAACACGGCUAAACACAUAUUCAACUCUUUUGUUCGAAGAGGAGUGGAACCUAAUACUCAGAGUUACAAUGUCAUGAUUGAUGGAUUAUGUAAGAGUAGAAUGGUGGAUGAAGCUGUAAAUCUCUUCAAAGAAAUGCAUUUGAAAAACAUGGCUCCUGAUACUAUAACAUACAAUUCCCUUAUUGAUGGACUUUGUAAAUCGGGGAGAAUCUCUGAUGUUUGGGAUCUCAUAGAUGAGAUGCAUGACAGAGGUCAACCUGCUAAUGUGAUCACUUAUAAUUCUUUAUUGGAUGCUUUGUUUAAAAACCAUAAGGUUGAGGAGGCAAUUUCAUUAUUAAAGAAGAUCAAAGACCAAGGGAUUCUUCCGGACAAGUAUACAUACACUGUACUUGUUGAUGGACUAUGCAAAAAUGGAAGACUUCAGGAUGCACAAAAGGUUUUUCGCGAGCUUCUGAUUAAGGGCUAUCGUUUAGAUGCUAAAAUGUAUACUGUGAUGGUUAAUGGACUCUGUAAAGAGCGCUUGUUUGAUGAAGCAUUUUCCUUAUUGUCACUAAUGGAAGACAACAAUUGCACACCUGAUGUUGUAACUUACGAAAUUCUUGUUCGUGCUUUGUCUGAAAAUGGAAAGAAUGAUAAGGCGGUGAAACUUCUUCGUGAAAUGAUUGCUAAAGGUCUACUACAAGAGUAAAGCUAGGGGAGAUGCUUUUUCUUAUUUAGAAUUUUAAAACAACCAUCAAAUUCUCCGGAUCACCGACAGCUCUAAUCAAAGGCGUGUCUGGUGUGUGACACCAACACACGUGGUUACGUUCAAUUUAUUUAUAUGUCUUUUAAUAUUCAAUAAGUCAGACAAUUAUUGUUUUAUACAAUUCUUGCCAAUUAUGAUCACAGGUGGAUAUAUGGAUGAAUCCUUGGCCUGUUUCUGAAACUAAUGGUGUGCCUGUAUUUUGUGUAACAGUUUCAUUAAUUAAGGCUUACUAGUGAUUGGUUUUGCUUUGAAAUUUUAUGAAUAUAGAUAG